UUUAAUUAAGAAUACCCAUAUUAAAUUAAUCAAUACACCACUCUAACUCACACACAAAUAUAUAUAGCUUAGAAGCCUUUGCCAAAAAAAUACCAAAAGACCCACUCUCUUUUCUGAAGUGUGGUCUAAGCUGAGUAUUGUCCCAAUAACAAGUCAGUUGAUUGAAAUGGCAAUGAUACUAGCUUUGAUUUUGUUGAUUUUUCUGAGCACAAAUGGGGUCAUCGAAAGCCGACAAGCAAAGGCAGUAGUGCAGUCAUCAAUGGAGGGACUUGAGUACUCGGCCAUCAGUUGCAGGUCACACAGCGCUUCGUUGACAGAUUUUGGAGGAGUUGGUGAUGGAACGACACUAAACACGGCGUCGUUUCAGGCUGCAAUCAAUAGUCUGAGUCAGUUCUCGUCGGACGGUGGAUCUUUACUCUUCGUUCCACCUGGGAAAUGGUUGACCGGAAGUUUCAAUCUCACCAGCCAUUUCACUCUUUUUCUUGACAAGGACGCUGUUUUACUCGCUUCACAGGAUGAGAAUGAAUGGCCAGUGAUUGAACCUUUACCAUCAUAUGGUCGAGGAAGGGAUACAGAAGGUGGACGGUUCAGUAGUCUUAUCUUUGGAUCUAAUCUCACUGAUGUUGUAAUUACAGGGAACAAUGGCACAAUUGAUGGUCAAGGAGAGUUGUGGUGGAAAAAGUUCCGUGGUGGAGAACUAAAAUACACUCGCCCGUACCUGAUCGAAAUAAUGCAUUCGGAGAAUAUUCAAAUUUCUAACCUCACUUUGCUCAAUUCUCCAUCUUGGAACAUUCACCCUGUUUACAGCAGCAAUAUUCUUGUUCAAGGCAUUACAAUCCUUGCUCCUGUGACUUCUCCAAACACAGAUGGGAUUAACCCAGAUUCUUGCACAAACACCCGAAUAGAAGAUUGUUACAUAGUUUCGGGAGACGAUUGCGUGGCAGUAAAGAGUGGGUGGGACCAGUACGGAAUCGCAUUCGGAAUGCCAACCAAACAGCUCCUAAUCCGGCGACUCACCUGCAUAUCUCCCUUCAGCGCCGUCAUCGCCCUCGGCAGCGAGAUGUCCGGCGGAAUCGAGAACGUCCGCGCCGAGGACAUCGUCGCCAUUGACACCGAAUCCGGGAUCCGAAUCAAGACCGCCGUGGGCCGAGGUGGUUUCGUGAGGGACAUUUACGUCCGGAGAAUGACCAUGACGACCAUGAAAUGGGCGUUUUGGAUGACCGGAAACUAUGGCUCCCACGCCGAUAACGGCUACGAUCCCAACGCCCUUCCUCAGAUUCAGAACAUCAAUUAUCGCGAUAUGGUGGCGGUGAAUGUGAGCAUGGCAGCCAGAUUGGAGGGAAUUUCCGGUGACCCUUUUACUGGAAUAUGUAUCUCCAAUGUCACCAUUGGAUUGGCGAAGAAGCCGAAGAAAGUGCAGUGGAAUUGUACGGACGUGGGUGGGAUUUCGAGUGGGGUUGUUCCUACGCCUUGUGAGCUCUUGCCUGAGAAAACGACGUCGUGUGACUUCCCCGAAGAUGUUUUGCCUAUUGAUUAUGUUCAAUUUCAAACUUGCUCUUCCUCCUGUAGUGGAAAAAAAAAAAAGCAUUAGCAUUUUAUAUAUAUUUAUAUAUUUUAUAUAUAUAUAUGCAACAAAAAAUUUGAAUCAAAGAAAUGUUAUAGUAUAUAAUUAGAAAAUGUGACACUCCAUAUUAAAUUAUAUUAAUAGCUAUAGAUUGCAUAAA
Messenger RNA from Humulus lupulus (European hop), 1724 nucleotides. Its product is annotated as probable polygalacturonase. Lineage: Eukaryota; Viridiplantae; Streptophyta; Magnoliopsida; Rosales; Cannabaceae. The transcript is spliced from 6 exons. The record is from RefSeq and is a predicted model, not a curated record. Gene Ontology annotation, biological process: carbohydrate metabolic process. Gene Ontology annotation, molecular function: polygalacturonase activity. The coding region runs from base 167 to 1591 and encodes 474 amino acids.